Messenger RNA from Anopheles stephensi (Asian malaria mosquito), 781 nucleotides. Its product is annotated as transcription factor 15-like. The transcript has 2 exons. Gene Ontology annotation, molecular function: RNA polymerase II transcription regulatory region sequence-specific DNA binding; protein dimerization activity; DNA-binding transcription factor activity, RNA polymerase II-specific. The record is from RefSeq and is a predicted model, not a curated record. Lineage: Eukaryota; Metazoa; Arthropoda; Insecta; Diptera; Culicidae. Gene Ontology annotation, biological process: regulation of transcription by RNA polymerase II; developmental process. Bases 59 to 484 code for a protein of 141 amino acids.
GCGCUCACGGUUGUGUGUUGUGCGGAACCCUGUACCGAGCGGUUUUUGGUUCCGCAAGAUGAGCGUCCGCAAUCGACGCAGCACCAGCAGCACCAGCACGUCCGGCGAGUCGGGCAAGGAUCCACAGCUCACCUUCGACCAGCGGCUGCAGGCGAACGCACGGGAACGCUACCGUACGCACAGCAUUGCUCGUUUGAACAUUUGCAGCGUUAACUCGGCGUUCAACAAUCUGCGCCAGCUGAUACCGACCGAACCACACAACCGGAAGCUUUCCAAGAUCGAAACGUUACGGCUGGCGAAGAGUUACAUCUCGCACCUGAUCGCGGUACUCGUCACGGGGAACAGUCAGCGGCCGUGCGUCGACACAAUCAACCGAAGGCAGCCAGCGGACCAGGAAGCCAGCAUCGGCCGGGACGAACCGGACACGUCCUCAUCGUACCGGCAAUCAAUCUGCACGUUUUGUGUUACGUUCGACAAGUGCUAAUGAUUCGUUCCUUUAACGCAUAACAAAACCCUUUACAAGUGCUAGCUACUCUACAAUUAUUUCCAUUGCUCUGUGGCUACUACUACUCACGUGUUCUAUGACGCGGAUUUUAUUAAGCCGUUAAAUACAUAAAACACACAAAGCUUUGUAUAAUAGUUUAAAAAUCUUAAUCGUGUUGCGUCAAGUGGGUACAAUCUGAUCUGAGCUGUGUGCUGCUAGCCGCGUGAAAUAAAGUCUUAACUCAUAAGGUGCCUACGUAAAUCCAGUUCAGUGUUACAACUUUGUGCCCCCAUCCCA